Messenger RNA from Nannospalax galili (Upper Galilee mountains blind mole rat), 724 nucleotides. RefSeq names its product SPTY2D1 opposite strand (gene Misfa). NCBI's taxonomy places the organism in Eukaryota, Metazoa, Chordata, Mammalia, Rodentia, Spalacidae. The transcript is spliced from 5 exons. The record is from RefSeq and is a predicted model, not a curated record. The coding region runs from base 433 to 648 and encodes 71 amino acids.
GAUUUGGUGUUCUGUGGAACUGCUUAUGUCCAAGAGAAGAAUGACCUGACCUAGCUCUGAGCCCCAGGUCACUCUCUGUCAGCACUGAAUCUAGCUGUGUCAGACCAGCUUCCUGAUGUCAGGGCUUGCUUUUUCCAUUUUGGGGCUGUUACUCUGAAAGAGAAACCACCAGAAGAAGGUUGUGAACGGAAGAGUGGUGUGAUCUGAUUGUUGGGUUUCGUUUUCGUCAUUUUUUUCCUGGUGCUGGAGAUUAAAUCCCAGGGCUUGGUGCCUGGUAGGCAAGUGCUCUACCACUGGACUAUAUCCACAGACCUUCUGAUUAUGUUUUCAAAAUAAUAUUUCUCACUGCUGUGUGGUGAAGAGAUGAUGGCAUGGACUAGAAGAAAAGGUAGGAGGAAGAUUACCUGAAGUCGAAGGACAGGAGGUCUAGUGAUGAUUGUGCUGGGCUGGAUGCUCUUUGUUGGACUUGCAUGCUACAUGGGCACAUUUCCAGAGGCAAUGCCUCCAACUCUAAAGUGGAAAGAGAGGUGGCCUGUUUGGGAGAGCAAGACAAGAAGAGGGCGCCAGCCAGCCGUUGGAGGAGGAGUUGCUGCUGGACAAUGUGGAAGGGAUAUAAAUAUCCCCCAGGAGGGACCCCCUUGGAAGUGAGCAAAGAUGAUCCUGGUGAAGUGAUGCAGCUGUGAAGACCACCAAACCCAAGUUCCUGUUAGUUGGUUUCACAUAA